Molecule: messenger RNA, 1202 nt
Organism: Tetranychus urticae (two-spotted spider mite)
Lineage: Eukaryota; Metazoa; Arthropoda; Arachnida; Trombidiformes; Tetranychidae
Cellular component (GO): mitochondrial small ribosomal subunit
Molecular function (GO): structural constituent of ribosome
Source: RefSeq, a predicted model, not a curated record
AUGUUUGUGUUUAAAUUAGUUUUUCUCAAUUUUUGUAAAUAUUAGCGUAUUUUUUUGCUUUUUGUUAUAUUUUCUUAUGAUUGAACCACCAUUAUGUCUAUUAUCUGUGGUAAUUUGUUGCGUUUGACCAGAUUCCAAAGAGAGGUUUCAAGAUAUUGUGUUGGCAAAAGGCUUACAUCAAAUGAAUUAAUUGUUCCUAGAUAUUUAUCAACUGGUUCAAGUCAAGAUGAUGAUGACAAGAAUCCAAAGGUUAUUAAAGCAAAACUUGAGAAGGUAGCUAAAAAAAUUGGUAAUAAAAUUGAUGGUGAAGAAGGUAAAAAAACUAAAGAAGGAUUAAUGAAAAUGGUCAGUUUACAAUUUGAAGAAAGUAAAGCUCCUGAUUCAAAUGCAAUGGCUAAUAUUGCAAACAUUUUAAAGGAUUUACCGGUUGAAGUAUCUAAAAAGAUGUCAAAGGGAAUGACAACAAAUAAAGAACAACCAAGAUUUGCUGAUAAACAAGAGAAUAGAUUUGCUGACCGACAAGAAAAUAGAUUUGUUGAUAAAGAAGGAAACAGAUCGCGUAGUUGGAGAGAUAGGCCACCACAAUUAGAUUUUAGGAAUAGAACUACAAAUUUUGAUAGAAAAGAUGGACGGAAUUAUCAAGAAAGACCUCAUCGACAACAUGAUUAUGUGAAUUAUAAUGCUGCAAAGCCUUUAAAUCUUUUUGAUAAUAAAUCACCAAAUGGAGAUUACUUUACAUUAGAAACAUGGAAAAGAUUACGUGAUGAAGAAAUGGACUUGGAAUUUCGAAAACCACCAAAGAAUGCUUUUGAUGAAUUGAUUCAAAUGACCAAAGAAGGUAAAUUAUGGAGUUAUCCGAUUGAUAAUGAAGCUGGAUUGGAGGAAGAAGCAAAAGUUCCCUUUUAUGAUCAUAUAUUUCUUGAUCAUCUUCUUGAAGGAAUACCAGAAUCUGGUCCAGUUCGAGAGUUUAUUGAUAUAAUGAUGAUUGGUGUGACUAAUAAUGCAUUUAUAACUGUAGAAAGAAAACAUGCAAUUGUUAAAUGGUAUGUUGAUUUUUUCAAAGAGAAAGAGCAAAUCUUAAGGGAAUGUGGUGCUCUUUAAAAUAUCAAUAUGUCUUUGUAUAAUUUAAAACCUGUUGUAUAGUCAUAGAGCUCGUAAUUUAAUUAAUUAUGAUUUUUAUUAAAGUUGUCAGUUUACCUUAA